AUGUCAGACGUCGAUCUCAAGAAUGUUGUAAUUAUCGGCUCUAAUAGCUCCAUAAAUGUCAUAAAAAACAUACACAGCAAACUGCCAAAGACACAUCGCAUCGUGCUCAUCGAGGCUAAUGAAUAUGCCUACUUUCCACCAGCAGCAUUGAGAGCCUCAGUAUCACCCUCAUGGGAGAACCAAGUAAUGACCUCGCUCGAAAACCUCUUCAGUGAGAAAUCGAGACACGUCGUUCUCAACGGAUACCGAGCCAUUCAAUUCGAUGAAACGACAGUGACAAUCGACAAAUCUAGUAAAAUAGGAAAAACUAUUCCCUAUGAUAUUCUCCUGCUCGCCACAGGCUCCAACUACGCGUUUCCAUGCCGUCCUGAUACCCAAUCCUUCACCAUGAAAGAUCAUCUGAAGAACAUGCAAGGCGAAAUCGAGAAUUCUGGAAAGAUCGUUAUAGUCGGUGGAGGCUCACUCGGUGUUGAGAUGAGCGGUGAGGUUCGCGAGAGGUACAAAGACAAGGAAGUUACGUUGGUUCAUUCACAUGGCGAUCUCUGCGGCAAAGAAGUGGGCCUGCACGGUGAGGUGUACUCCCAAUUAACAAGGAAGGGCGUGAAGGUUGUGCUCAAUGAGCGCGUUGAUAACAUUGGUGAGCUGCAGUUCGGAUAUGGCGAAGAACGCACUAUCAGAACCACCUCAGGAAAAGAAUUUAGAGCUGAUUUCGUCUUCAACGCUAUGGGUACUAAGCCAAAUGUUUCUCUUGUUCAGGACUUUGACACUAGCCUUAUCUCGGAAAAAGGAUUGGUGAAGGUCAACGACUUCCUACAAGUUGAUUCACCAAAGCUAAGGAAUGUAUUUGCAAUGGGUGAUAUAGUAAAUAUCGACGAGCUCAAGACAUUCGUAAAUGCCAAUCGCCACUCAAGUUACAUAGCUGCGAACAUACUCAGCCUCGCAAAUGGUAACGAAGCUUCGAAGAAAUACUCAACCGGCCCAACAAUCAUGGGUGUCGCUGUGGGUAUGACAGGCGGUGCAAUCAGACUUGGCUGGUUCUCAUUUGGAGCGUGGGCAGGCUCUUUCAAAGCUCGCAGUCUCUUCACAGAUAGCUUCCAGAGUUCGUACAAGCAAUUAGAAUAG
Messenger RNA from Wallemia ichthyophaga EXF-994, 1122 nucleotides. RefSeq names its product Apoptosis-inducing factor-like protein A. The record is from RefSeq and is a predicted model, not a curated record. The transcript is spliced from 2 exons. Gene Ontology annotation, molecular function: electron-transferring-flavoprotein dehydrogenase activity; flavin adenine dinucleotide binding. NCBI's taxonomy places the organism in Eukaryota, Fungi, Basidiomycota, Wallemiomycetes, Wallemiales, Wallemiaceae. Gene Ontology annotation, cellular component: cytoplasm. Bases 1 to 1122 code for a protein of 373 amino acids.